Drosophila guanche is the source of this 1553-nucleotide messenger RNA. Its product is annotated as thiamine transporter 1. Lineage: Eukaryota; Metazoa; Arthropoda; Insecta; Diptera; Drosophilidae. Gene Ontology annotation, biological process: vitamin transport; transmembrane transport. The transcript has 2 exons. Gene Ontology annotation, cellular component: plasma membrane. The record is from RefSeq and is a predicted model, not a curated record. The coding region runs from base 137 to 1441 and encodes 434 amino acids. Gene Ontology annotation, molecular function: vitamin transmembrane transporter activity.
AUCCGAACCGAACCGAUCAGUUGUCGGUUAGCCGUUCAGUGCUUCGCAUGUCGAAUUUGUCGUAUUGUUGGUGGGGUUACGACACAGGAAACACCACGCGCUGCAUUCUUUAGCACCUCUCGGCGGCCCUCGAACGAUGAAGUACUGGCUGAAGAUCUCCCUGCUGCUGUGCACUUUCGGCUUCCUUCGUGAGCUACGGCCAUCGGAGCCGUAUGUGACGGAGUAUCUGGCCGGAGACUAUGGCAAUCUGACCACCGAGCAGGUGUACCAAAAUGUCUAUCCCUUUGGCACGUACUCGGUGCUGGCGCAGCUGGUGAUUGUGUUCCUCAUCACGGAUCUGGUGCGCUACAAGCCGGUGAUCGUGUUGUCCGCGGUGGCUGGCAUUGUGCUGUUUGCCAUGCAGAUAUGGUGCGACACCCUGGGCAUGCUGCAGGUUGCCCAGCUCUUUUAUGGCUUCUUCACGGCCGCUGAGGUGGCCUACUACACGUACAUCUAUGCCAAGGUGGACAAGGAGCGCUAUCAGAUCGUCACCGGACACACGCGUGCCGCUAUAUUAAGCGGAAAGUUUCUGGGCGGCCUGGUUGCCCAGGUGCUGGUCUCCACCGACACCAUGAACUAUGGGGAGCUGUACUACAUAUCGCUGACCACGCAGAUCAUAUCGUUAGGAGUGUCCCUGGUGCUGCCCAGCGUGCCACGCAGUCUGUACUUUUAUGCGACAGAUGCCAGUCCGAGUUCCAGUCCAACGCCUGCUGGUGAGGAGAUUGCGCCACAAUUUUCAAUGAAAAAUGCCACCCGCCUGCUGUGUUAUCAUUUGGUCUCCUCCUACUCGAAUCCCAUUGUCCUGCAGUGGAGUGUGUGGUGGUCCCUGGCCACCUGUGGUCAGAUUCAGGUGAUUUCGUAUAUUCAGUUCCUGUGGAAGGAGGUGGCGCCCCAGCAUCAGAGCAGCUACAAUGGCGGCGUGGAGGCAGUGGCCACUCUCCUGGGCGCCGUCGGGGCCAUUGCGGCCGGAAUGCUGAACUCGAAUAAGCGACGCAGCUGCUACAUGCUGUGCAACUCCAUUUGUGCUGCCGUUUUGGGCGCUCUUCUGCUUUAUGCCUCGCAGACCAAAGUCAUCUGGGUGGCCUACGUCAACUACGUGAUUUUCUGUGCCAUUUUCUUCUUCAUCAUCACCGUGGCGGGUGCCAUUGUGGCGGAGAAUCUGGUGGAGGACAGCUUUGGGCUCGUCUUUGGCAUCAACACGCUGGUGGGACUCUUGCUGCAGACCAUUCUCACCAUUGUCGUGGUGGAGCCGGGUACUGGCUUUGGCUUGGGUCUGCGGGAUCAGUAUCUAGUCAAUGGCGGCUACUUCGUCUGCUUGGGGGCCAUCUAUGGACUCGGCAUUAUCAUUGCCAAACUGUGCGCGAGGUCCAGCAAUUCAAAACAAGUGCAAAUUACCACGUAACGAGAAAUUUUACAUCCAUUUAGCUGAGUUUUGUAGGAAUUCGUUUAGCUCAGCCCCACCGAAUUUUUUUUUCGAGUGUUCAUCCGAAAUUGUAGUAAAAUGGGUCGAUCUA